AUGGUAGCAAUAUCGGAGCUGUUGCAGGGCUGUCUUGCCCAGUUUGUCUCAUUGAUCAACUCAGACGCGCUCUCCGAUCACAUUGAGGAGGUUCCAUUACAAGAUUGGACGGACGAACUGGGUCGACUUCGCCUGUGGGCAGCAAAUAUCGGUGCUCAUCAGACCCGUCAGUCUUCGCUAGAUUACCGUCUUAGGGAUGCUUCGCAUAUCCAGGGUCAGAUAGUGAGGCUGUUGGAGCAAUUCCAGGAACUUCUCACUGACCUUGAGGAUGUGCUCGAGGAGGAAAGCGAUGACGAAGCGCAAUACGAUGAAUUUGAAGAUCUAGGAGAAUUAGAAAGCGAGAGUUCUACCACAGAGAUCCAAGAAAUUCACCAAGGCCUCGCUGAGACGAUCACUCAACUCUACCAGAUGUCCAUGAUCAUCCGUAAACCAGCACAGCACGAUCGACUGGUUGGAACCAAAAAGCUGGAUUCCGAGCCCUUCGAAUUCUGGGCGAAGCAGCAUACUUCCAACAAAUAUCCAAAUGCAGAUGCGCUGGUUAUUGACCGCAUCAGUUCCGCAAUGGCGCGACAAAGAGCGAUCUUGAAAUAUCGCGAACGACAUCAUGCAAAAUUAAGUCAGGGCAUCUAUUCCGAGAGUGAUGGUAAAUCGACCAUACUAUCAGAAACGGUGGUGACAGAUGUGUUCAAGGAGAUACCUGGCCAAUUUAACGACAUGGCCUCCGAUACUGGCGUAUCUCAAACUUCAUACGGAGGCGCCCUGCUCGAGGGCACUGGUUCAGAUGCCCCUAAAAUACCACCUAUACCGAAAAAGGGCACAAAAAAGCAACCCUUUGAAUGUCCAUACUGUUUUUACAUCAUCACGGUUCGAGACAGGAGAGCAUGGGCGCGCCAUAUCUUUCGCGAUCUGAUGCCGUACGUUUGCAUCUUCCCCGGAUGCUCGACGCCCAACAAACUAUACGGGGGCCGUCGACAAUGGCACCAUCAUAUUCAGCAAACACACGCUACAAUAUCAAUCACGGAUGGUACAUAUGACUGCUCUAUCUGCAAAAAGUGCUCUCUUCCCGCUAUCACGUUUCAGCGACACGUGGGUCAACACUUGGAAGAGCUUGCGCUCUUUUUGUUGCCACGAACAGACGAAGACGAAGAUGAAAACGAAUUGGAGGAUGACAAUCUUAGCAAUGUAUCUUUGGACGACCAUUCAAUAGAACAGAGUUUCGAGGAGCGCAAUGAUAUGAAGAACGCAGCGACACCAGCCUCCGACUCCGAUCCUAGGAAUGAAAAUCCAAUGGAAGGGCUACAAAAUAAAGACAAACAUUCCACGUCAUCAGUUGGGGCAAAUUUGAGUGACAGAGAGACUUCUGGAGAUCUGGAAUCUAACGUGGAGAACAAAUCAUACCCCUCAAGGUUCGAUUACCGGAGUCUAGACUAUGAAGAGUCUGAAGAGUCUGAAGACGACCUCGCUACAAAUCAAAAGCUCUUUCAAAGCGAUAUGCAGCAUGGAAUCGACGGCUGGAUUAAACAGCAGAACACCAAGCAUCUAGAGCACGAGCCGCAGAACCGUGACCAGACUGACGCACGAGACUCCAGUGAGUCGCAGCUACUACGCGGGGAAGAAGAUCCGUACGAAGAUGAGAUCGGUGACCCGCUGCACCGCCUGGAGAGCUUCAAGGAUAAGCAUAGCCACGAGAAGGAGCUGGAUCGGCUAGCGAGCCGCUGGCGUCUCGGGAAGGAUACCAUCGAGCGUGACGAGGAGGAGGCGGAGCGUGAAAAGCUCAUUCGGGAGGAAAAGUGGAAAGAGCUUGCCCGGCUAAAGGAAGAGGAGGAGGAGCGUGAAAAGCUCAUUCAGGCGAUUCGAGAUGAGGAUAUCCGAAAGGCGAUGGAGGCCGAGGAUCAGAGGAAGAAGGGGAAAGAGAAGGAUGAACAGAAGGAGGAGGAGGAUGAAAUAAAAAUUGAAAAGACACGUUGGAUCAAGGUCCACCGCAAACACCUACUACCCGAAACCUUGGAAGCCUACAACCUUCCCUGGGAUUGGGACGAGGAAGAAACCAAAUACAUCAUCAUCAAGCAAUGGAUCAACGAGGACUUCCAAGAACGGCUCUUCGACCACACCCGCCACUUACGCCAGGACAAAGUCGAGGCCCAGACGUCCAACUCAAACACCGAACUCGAGGUCGCCGGCCGCAAGAAGGAUAAAUUGUAUCUUAUACGGAAGAGCAACCCCAGCGGUUAA
Penicillium expansum is the source of this 2232-nucleotide messenger RNA. RefSeq lists its product as uncharacterized. The transcript is spliced from 3 exons. NCBI's taxonomy places the organism in Eukaryota, Fungi, Ascomycota, Eurotiomycetes, Eurotiales, Aspergillaceae. The record is from RefSeq and is a predicted model, not a curated record. The coding region runs from base 1 to 2232 and encodes 743 amino acids.